Messenger RNA from Paramecium pentaurelia, 709 nucleotides. The record is from the annotation of a GenBank genome assembly. Lineage: Eukaryota; Ciliophora; Oligohymenophorea; Peniculida; Parameciidae.
AUGUCUAAAAGGUUAACAAUCUCAAAAUUUAAUACAUUUAAUACUAAUGACAUACCUGAAUUAGAUAGAGUAGAAACCUAUAAGACAUUUUAUAAAAAGAGAUUUAGAAAACUCUAAGUAGAUGAGAGUCCUAAUUAAAAAAUUAUUCCUCAAAGUAUCCUAUUAAAAUCUGGAUAAAUUCCAUUUAAAAGAUCCUUUUAAAAACCAAAAGAAGAUAUCAUAGAUAUUAAAAAAUUGUAAUUUUAUAUGUUAAGAAUUAGUUAGAUCUGUGAAUUAUGGAGUUAUAAAUAUAAUCAUGUUGUAUAAAAGGUUUCUAAACUUAAUAAUGUGAGUGGCAUUUUAGAAAUUCAGAAAUAAUCAUAAAGAAAAUCUUAAAAAUAUAAAACUCAAAUUUCGUACAUUAAAUAUUUAUUCAUUAUUAUAGAUAAGAUUAAAUACCCUAUAAUUCCAAUUUCUUUUAAGAUAAAAGUAAACUAAAAACUACUAUAUCAGAUUAUACAUUACCAAAAAUAGAAUCAUUAUCUUCUUUAUAAAAGUAAGAAAAAACUAAGCUUUUUAUUUAAGUCCAAUAUCCCCAGAGAAAAUUGUUAAUAAUACUUAAAGUACCAAAAAUAAAAAUGUAUCUGACUUCAAAGGAAAACUCAAAGAAUUAAUAGAAAUAUGUGAUAAUGCGUAAUUAUUUAGUCCAAACAAAUUUAGUAAGAUAUGA